Messenger RNA from Diachasmimorpha longicaudata, 2309 nucleotides. It is a transcript of the gene ATP6AP2, whose product is annotated as renin receptor. Bases 138 to 1370 code for a protein of 410 amino acids. The transcript has 8 exons. Lineage: Eukaryota; Metazoa; Arthropoda; Insecta; Hymenoptera; Braconidae. Gene Ontology annotation, cellular component: membrane; external side of plasma membrane. Gene Ontology annotation, biological process: positive regulation of Wnt signaling pathway. The record is from RefSeq and is a predicted model, not a curated record. Gene Ontology annotation, molecular function: signaling receptor activity.
CGUCGUUAUCGGGCACUAACUCACGUCAUAUGAUCGGCUCGGUGGUUUCAGAAUUCGGGAAUCACUGGGUUAGAAUAGAAUCCUGAGAUAAAAUUCUUUAUUCAAGUGAAUUCCUUCGUCUUUACAUCAGUGAAAAAAUGUUAAAAGUCAUAUUCCUGGCGGCGUUUGCCGUUGGCACAGUUCUGGCCGAUGGAGAGCUCAUCAUCCUCAAUAAUCCUGGUAGUGUUCAUUUCGAAGGGUCGCAGGCCACAAACCAGAGCUUUCUGAAGGAAGUUUUCACUGUUGUUCUUGGAUAUACUCCCAAAUUGACGCAACCAUGGGAUGGAGUCGAAAUCAGAGAUCCUUUUCUACUGCCAGAGGCCCUCGUGAGCAUUGUCAUCGAGGGAGUGGAAUCUGUCAAAUCACCUAGAGGCAAACAUUUUCCUCUGAAUGUCGACGAAGUGGAGGAAGUCACGUGGCAGGCUGUCUCUCGUCGUCUGGAGGAAAGGGAUACCAAUAACACUCUUGUUAGGAUCCGUGUUGGCGAUGGCCUUGAUGCUUUGGGUCAAUCUGCUCUUGGGGAGCUCAAGCCAAACUCCGUGGAUCCUGCCUCUCUGAAGCACCUCAGCCUGAACAAUGAGGAAGAUCAGAAAUUCAUUGAAGAGCUCCAGCUGCUCCGAGCAAUCGCCCAGAAGAUUCCCUCGACUGUGACAGCCAAUUCAAAGCCAGACGUUUACUGGUUCGUCGUUUCUGGACUGCGACCAGUGAUGGACUUGCAUGGGAAAGACUCAGAGGCCACCAAGGAGGCCCUCAAGCUUCUCAAUGAUGCUGUCAAUGACCUCUCCAACGCCUUCACCGAUAUCUAUAACGGACAGGUGGUCGUCGCACUCUUCACCAACGACGCCAAUAAGCUACGUAAUACCCGAUCUGUGGAGUCACCACGUGUACGAAGGGAAGAGAAGGCAGGAGAACUCGAAACUUUUGACGCAGCUGCCCAAAACUCCAGCGAUAAUUUGAACACAAUUGAAAAGAGCAUACAAAAGCUGGCGACUGAUACCGAGGGGCUCGUUGAGCAAAUCGUCGAUGCAUUGGAAACAACGACCCAAGACUCUGAGAAAUCGACCACAGAGUCUGAUUUGGAAGAGCGGAAAGACGACAUUGACUCGAUGCAUAGUAGUGAAAAUGAUUAUGAUCCUGGAAAGCCAAUUACGUUGAGACUCUCCAAAAGAUACUCAGCUAAUUAUCCUGUCAUUUUCAACAUCUUCCUGUGGUUCGGCAUUGUUUUCUUCUUUUCUCUUCUCGCUAUUUGCAUUGCCAUUGCUGGAAUGGAUCCAGGCCGUGACUCCAUCAUAUACAGAAUGACUUCCAAUAGAAUGAAGAAAGAUAAUUAGACUCUAAGUUAUCCUCAAACCAUUAAAUUUAUCACCUGACAGGCUACAAUGUCAUGAAGACCUCGCAGUCGCCUGCGUGUUUCUGAAAAAAAAACAUAUGUUUCGUGUGAAGCACAAUUGCGCCUAAAUGCGUUGCCGUUGUAAAUUCAGUAUAGAAUAUUUUAUCGUGUAAAUUACCCUGUAGAAACAUAAGUUAGCUAAUCAGUCGAUUGAUUUAAAGAUCAUAUCCUGUGGAGGAGAGGGUCCUGUGCAUUCCUUCAUACAAAUUGAUUAUAGAAAACUAAGAAUGAAUAGAAGUGAAAGGUAAAACAGUGACGACUCGCUCACAUACAUGGCGGAAAUUAACUAAACAAUUUAAGGUGAAUUAUGUUAUUGUUAAUUAAUAAACGAGGAAACAAUAAUUUGUUAGUGGAGGCGUGAACUGAAAAAUAAAUAGAUUUUUUGUUGAAUAUGGAAAAAUCUCGUUGUGGAUGAAAUUAAAAGACGUUUUAUGACGGAUGUAUUUAAUUGUUUCCGUUGUGGAAUUUUUUUGCUAACGAGUAGAUUUAGGAACGAAUCCCGAAAAACAUUUAUCAUACAGCAUUUCAUCAGCUACAAAAAAUCUGUUCUAACAUGUUCUCCAAAAAUCCCUCAGUUUCAAGAUAAAUCGGGAUAAACGUGUUAUCUUUUCACUUCACACCUUCUUUAAUGGAUUACUUAGAGCUGUAAAUUUAAUUACUACUUAGAAUGUUUACCAUCGACUUAAGAACAUAGAUAGAAAGAUAUGCAUAUACGUGUGUCUAGUGAUGUGAAAUCGUGAUUGAGUGUAAAAAUUACUGUAUCAAUCUGAUAAUAUAGAUUACGUUACUCUGAAGGUGAAGUCGCCCAGUCAUCGGUGAAAUUCCUUCCUCGACACUUGAUGCUGUAACAGAAUGAAUAAACUCGUGGUACUGUUGUUAA